ACAGCGAAAGCUGUAUGUUGUAAUGAGUGUAAUCCUGCUCCAACUAUAGUGGUGUUGCUUCCUCUGCUCAUCCUCUCAGCACCAUUGCUGUGCAAUCUUUAGAACCCAAUUGUUCUAAGAAAUACCCUUGACAUAAAAAUGCUAUCUUUCGCAAUAACCAUACCUGUUGUUCAAGUAAUCACCAUUAACAAAUGGAAGCAGAGACAUCUGCAAAGGCUAAGGCAAAGGGUGUCAGCUUCUAUUCACCACGACAGCCUCAGAGUCCUCGAAUGGGACAAGCUUUGCGAUGUAGUCGCUUCCUUCGCCACCACUUCUUUGGGCCGUCAAGCCCUCAAGGACCAGCUAUGGUCUCUGAAUCAAACUUUCGAAGAAAGUCUUGCCCUUCUCGAGGAAACCAAUGCUGCUGUUGAAAUGCACAAGCAUGGCACUCUCAGAUUGCACUUGGGGCACCUUGAUGCUAUGCUGGUCAAAACCGCCAUUCAACAUGCCCGGAGAAGUACACCAGUGAGUGGCAAUGAGGCACGGGCCAUUGUCACUCUUCUGCAGUGUGCUGAAAUCUUGCAGGGUGAUCUCAAGGCUGCAAUUAAGGAAGAUAAAGAUUGGCAUGGUCGUUUCAUGCCUCUUACAGAACUGAUAUUGGAAUUUGUCAUCAAUCGGUCCUUAAUUAAAGUGAUAGAGCAAGUUGUUGAUGAAGAUGGAUCUAUUAAGGACUCUGCGAGUCCAGCCCUUAAACAUUCGCGGCAACAAGUGCAAGUGAUUGAGAGAAAGGUAAAACAGCUAAUAGAGAACAUAAUCAGGAGCGAAAGGAGUGAAACCUCAAUUCUUGAAGUGAAUAAUGUAGAUGGCAGGUGGUGCAUAAAAGUUGAUUCUAGACAAAAGACAAGUUUUAAGGGUCUAUUAUUGUCCAGUGGAUCGGGAAUUGGAAGUACUAUAGAGCCACUUUCUGUUGUGCCUUUAAAUGAUGAGUUGCAGCGAGCAAGAAGUUCGGUGGAAAAGGCUGAAGCAGAUGUGCUUUUGACAUUAACCAAAAAGAUGCAGUUGGACGUUGAUGAUAUUGAAAAGAUAUUGAACAGUUUGGUUCAACUAGAUGUGAUUAAUGCUCGUGCUACUUAUGGACUUUCAUUUGGAGGGUCAAGUCCCCAUAUAUUUUUGCCAGACAGGAGUGGCUCUUCUACUACAGAUGCCUUUUCAAGAAGGAAUGAAAAUUCCUAUGGACCAUUGCCCAAAAAAAGGGAAUGGAAGUUGUAUCUUUUAAAAGCUUAUCAUCCUCUUUUGCUCCAUAGGCAUAGGGAGAAUUUGCGGAAGACCAAAAAGGAUGUCAAUCUUGCUACUUCAGAUGGCACAGACAAUGCCCUACCAGUAGCAGUUGAUUUUUUGGUGUCUAAGAAAACUCGUGUUAUAGUUAUAACUGGUCCAAAUACUGGUGGUAAAACCAUAUGUUUGAAGACUGUAGGAUUGGCUGCUAUGAUGGCAAAAUCAGGUCUCUAUGUUCUUGCUUCAGAAUCUGCGAAAAUUCCUUGGUUUGAUUCUGUUUUUGCUGACAUUGGUGAUGAGCAGUCCUUAUCACAAUCUUUGUCUACGUUCUCUGGCCAUUUAAAGCAGAUAAGUCAUAUUAAAUUACAGGCAACGAGCCAAUCGCUAGUGCUACUUGAUGAGGUUGGUGCAGGAACAAACCCUCUUGAAGGAGCAGCGCUAGGAAUGUCGUUGUUGGAAUCUUUUGCUCAUGAUAGUUGUUUGUUAACUAUGGCAACGACUCAUCAUGGUGAAUUGAAAACACUAAAAUACAGUGAUGAAGCCUUUGAAAAUGCAUGUAUGGAGUUUGAUGAAGUGAAUUUGAAGCCAACUUACAAGAUUCUGUGGGGUGUUCCAGGGCGCUCAAAUGCAAUAAAUAUAGCUGAGAGGUUGGGACUACCAUCUGUUGUUGUAGAUACCGCUCGUAACUUAUAUGGUUCUGCUAGUGCAGAGAUAGAUGAGGUAAUAACUGAUAUGGAAAGGUUGAAACAAAAUUACCAAGAGCUGAUGGAUGAAGCGCGUAAUUAUCUGAUGCACUCCAGAGGACUUUACAAUAGUCUAUUGAACACCAGAAGGAAGAUUAUGAAACAUAGUACUGAUAUACGAUCAAAGAAGAUGAGAGAUGUAUCUGAGGCUGCGGCAAUGGCAAGAUCCAUCCUUCACAAGAAAGUGAGGGAGUUGGAUGUAUCAGCUAAGCAACCUCCACAGAACAUCAAAACUAUUAGUAGCUCUCAUUUAUCAGCAACCAACAAAAGCCAAACUGCAGCAAAUAACAGAGAAUCUGCUGUUGCUGAUAGAAAUACAUCUGCCGUAAAAGUUUUUAGUGAAUCAUCAUCAGGUUCAGAUAAACCUAAGCCUCCCAAGGUUGGUGAUAUUGUUCAUAUCUCUUCCCUUGGGAAAAAGGUGACGGUUUUAGAAGUGGAUUCAUCCAAAGGAGAAAUUGUAGUUCAAGCUGGAAUCAUGAAGUUGAAGCUGAAACUAACUGACGUUCAGAGAUCAUAGAAGUAGGGAAACCAUGACCAAUGUCAUAAAUGAGUAAGUCUUUUCUGUUUGCAUAGGAUCUCUCAUAUGGUGUCUUUUUCUAACUGCAUAGUAAUAAUAAUAACCCUGCACCACAGGAAAGUCCAUAUAUUAAUAGAAAUUAUGCAGCAUCAAGUUUUGAGAAUUAAAAGUUGAUUUUUUAUAAUUUUUUAUUUUAGAAGUCAGUGCAUUUUAUUGUGCCUUCGACCAUACGCCAUCCCUUGAUUAGAGGUGGGUAAGGAGACCAGUCUGACCCAUUUAAGACCCGGUGGAUCCCAUGUUUUAAAUGAACCAGAUAAGUCGGAUCUUUGAAGGCCUUCAUUUUUUCUGUAUUGGAUCCACACAAAAGCCCCUUGAUAAACAGACCAGUCCAUGGAUUCAAUGAUAAUCCAAAAAAAUGAAAAAUAUAUCAAUUUAAAAGAAAUUUGUAUAUUCUUUCUUUCUUUGUUAGGAUAAAAUAUAUCAAACUAGUAUCUACUACAUUAAAGUCUAUCAAGUCAAACUAAAAUCUACUGAACUCAACAAAAUUCAAUUUUUUAUAAAAUGCAGCAAUAUCAAGUCCACUGGUUUAACAGACCGAGCCUGUAAACUGAUUAUAAUUAUGCAGAUUUCCAAAAAAGUGUUUGUUAUCUGUAAAGUCUGCAAACUUAAGUAUGGGUUCACAAAUUUGGAUCUAUAUAGCCACCCUUUUCUGUGAUGAACCAGCAAUCCCGAAUGCUUUUGCUAUUAACCGAAGAAACAUGAAUAGUUUUGUAUUGCCUCUCUAGUAUGGUACCUCACAUGAGAAUCCUUUACACAAGUGCAUCCAUCUUGUACUAAAUGUUAACUUUUAACUUAUUUGAAGAAUAUAUAUAUAUAUAUAUAUAUAUAUAUAUAUAUAUAUAUAUAUAUAUAUAUAUAUAUAUAUGUAAGAAGAGAACACUUGGUCAUAGACUUUGACAGCAUUUCAUGAGCCAACUAUGUCCAAAAGAUCUGAUAGGUGAAGACAUCCAAACGGUUUUAUUAUUUUUAUUUUUCAUAUCUAACAACCCUUACCCUCUAGAAGUCCAAAAUAUAUGUUUAACUUAUUUAUAUGCCCUUGAAAAGGGAAAAUGUGCAUUGAAAGUGCUAUCAUACGAUGUGGCACUAGUGGAAAAAAAGGUGGGGGGAUUUUCAAUAUCAGAAACUUCAGUUCCUAGAUUUAGCCGGAUGUGUCAAAAAUACAGUUUUGCAAUGUCAUCAGCAGUACAAAUAGUUGGCGUGCUAAUUAUGCAAGAAUGUGAAAAAAAAAAGAAGAAGAAAACAAGCUAUUCAGUUAAAGAAAGUUGUGAACAUCACAUGGUGCUUGCUUAGUGGAAAGAACAGUGACAGGCCUUUUUUGACACUGAUGGAGAUGGAAUGUCCCUACUCUAUUGAAGAAGAUUCUACCGGAUUCCAAUUAUGUGAUUGGAUUCCUUUAACUGAAAAAACACCCUCCUUACAAAAUCAAUUUCUGAAAGGGGAUCAUGGUGUGACUGUAGAAACACUUUUUUAUCUGCUAUAUAGUACAAUGGCGAUAACCAAGUCAGAAUCUAGAAUAUUGUACAAAUCAUCUCGAUUCCCCAACUACUAGCCCCACCCUUGUGACUUAGAAAGAUUGAGUGUGGUAAAAACACAAGGUUGAUGUACAAAACUAGUUUUCUUAUUUCCAACACAGUUUUGUGUAGGGUGUUUGGUUCUGCAAUCAAAAUGUAUGAAAUGCAGUUUUUUUCAUAAGCAACCUAGUGAAGUUUCUUUGUGUUCUUUUUAAGAAAUAGAAGUGAUUUUACCUUCUCAAAUGCAUGUCCAAACACACAUGUAAUUAUUGUAGUUUAUUGCCCCCUCUACUGAUUUAGUUUUAAUUUC
Molecule: messenger RNA, 4395 nt
Organism: Vigna radiata var. radiata (mung bean)
Lineage: Eukaryota; Viridiplantae; Streptophyta; Magnoliopsida; Fabales; Fabaceae
Product: endonuclease MutS2
Exons: 21
Coding region: 139-2514 (791 amino acids)
Biological process (GO): negative regulation of DNA recombination; mismatch repair
Molecular function (GO): ATP binding; ATP-dependent DNA damage sensor activity; ATP hydrolysis activity
Source: RefSeq, a predicted model, not a curated record